AUUUGACUUAUUAUUAUGCAAAUUUUAUAUCGUAUCGGGUUUUUCCGUUUGAUGCGUUAGGAAAAUGUUCGCAACGAACGAUAUCGCUUCCAGUCGCGAUAAAAGCAGAAAUUUGCAAGGUUGUAAAAAAUAUAGCGACAAUGGAAAAUACGUAAUGGUAUGGUUAAAAUUAUAAAUACGUUUAUCGGCGUGUAAUGAGAACAGCGCAUGCACUGAAUACCUAUGGGCGCGAAAAUUAAAACAUCGAUUUUUAGCACGGUCGAUAAAACAGGCCGGUCAAAAUUUAACGGCCUGUUAAUUACCGUGUCGCCGAUUAAUUUUCACCUUUACGAAAAAAUUGCGUCGCGACAGAGGAAUGUAGCGGGUGAUUUUUAUUUUUCCUGUUGAGGAAAGAAACGAAGUUGGAAUCCAUGAACUGCAGCAUGUAAUAGGUGGCGAUAAUCGGAUCCAAUACGCAUAAACGAGCCGAAACGCGAGAUAAGCAUCGAACGUUAAGUGAUAGAAGAACAGCGUUGCGGUGAGCACACUCGGUUCACCGGCCGCAUUUAUUUAUAAACGUGUAAAAGUGCUCGCUCGCCGAUUUCUUUUUAUCCGCGCAUUCCUUUCAAGGCCCCUGCAGGGAACGGACGGACAGCAAUGGUCUGACCUGGCCGUCCCCCCAUGCACCGACCGCUUUCUACUUUGAACGGUUCAAUAUGGUGGCUCUUCGAAGCCUUUUCCUUACUUCACGCCUUGCCGCGAACUGAUACCGAUAGAGGUCGAUAGAAACGAUCCGCUGACCAGGAAGAUUCCGUCGAUCCCCCUCGAGCAACGCGACCGAAUUUACGAAAUUCCCCACCGCGUUUCGGCGCGAACGUGGCUCCCCCUUGAGUACCAAAUAUACAAUAAGUUUGACAAAAAUAAAGGAUUUAGCGUUGGAAUAUUUUGAUCGUUUCAUCGAGCGUGUAAAUGAUUUCGAAGCGUAACGUGUUCGAGAGUAAGCAGUGAUCCUCAAAGAGUUAAGUAUAUCUGUGUUUUGAAAUGACGCGUUUAAAUGGAUCUAAUUCCGGCCGAGGUCAAAGCUUCGUUUAAUUGCCAAACACUGCCGUAGUAUACUGUGAUGUAAGAUCAGGUGCAACGAUACGAAGUGACGUUGUUCGAAACGAUUAUCGCGAGAGAGUCGAGGAACGUCCAGGGAAAUUGGGAACCUGGCCGUUAUCGCGUGUUUUUCGAGACCACUCGAGAAUUUAUCUCUAUCGAAAUCCGCGAUAAUAGAAAUCCGAACUGCGCAGCUUGAAUUUUAACCGUUUGUCUCUAGGUCAGGUUUCUCGUUUUAAUUUUCCUCUAAUUUUUUCCUACCGACCGAUUGAACAUUCGAUUUAAUACCGACCAGAAUUAGAAAAUAAAUCGUAGGAUUUAACUAUCGUCGUAGAAUCCAGAUCUAGUUUUUCUUCUUUCUUUCUUUCUCUACGGUCUGGAUUCACUCGUGUCGCAUAAAUAAUGUGAUCGUAUCGACAGUUGCGUUGUUUCGAAUAACUGUACCGGAUAAAAAUGACAAGGGAGCGAAGAGCGAGAAGGUACACUGUACGCGAGCGAACGGGGAAGGCGCGCGCGCGCUCGUGUGUGUGUAUGCGCGUGCGUGCGCCAUGCAAGCAACUUACGGAAAAGAGAGGGGAGAGGACGACGUGCACGAGUCAGCGAUUCCAAAGCAGACUUUACAGACGCUAAGAUGAGAUUGGAGGAGGAUCUAGUGAUACGUAGGAGCCGACCCACGAUGAUUUCCGCCAAGUAUCGUGCUAGGGAAGAACGCCGUCGUCUGCUGAAGAUCUCGGCCGGCAAGCUGAGGAGGAUCGAGGAUCCCGAGGCCAGCCUUUGCAGAUCGGUUCUCAUAAACAACGCUGUUAGACGACUUCAGCGCGAAAAUCGGGACGAAAAGACGAGGAACUACGGUCUCCCGGUGGUCACGUAUCUGAAUGACUCCACCAAAGAGAAUAACGUCUCUGGCAACCUUAUCGUCGGCGUGACAGACGACGAAGCGUCCUCGAGAAAGAGAUUGAGCGAUGACACGAGGAACGACGGAAUCAGUCCCAAGCGACAAAGGCACGACGACCUCGACCUCCAGGACGACGUGUUCAGCGACUUCUACAUCCUGCCGCCCACGCCGCGUCUACUCUCUCACAUAGACGAGGUCCAGGAGCCGGAGUCGCCGCAUCACCAUCACUUGGUCUACCCGGAGGAUCGUCUGAGUUCCGUGGACGUACGAUCGGGAACGACGAUCGUGAACACGAGCACCGCGAACACGACGAACAGCAGCAGUACCACCACGUCCGCGAGCAGUUGUUGCAACUCGGUGAUGUUCCCCGGCGAGUUGGACGACACCGGCGCUCAGCUGACCAGCGUGACGAGAUCCAGCGACGUCGGUAUGAUGGAGACCUCCGACGUGGUCGACCCCGACAGGAUCUGCGACUUCAGGUUCGCGGACUCGGCGAAAAGCCUGGAGGAACGUUUGGUCGAGCUGCAGUCGUUGGACGAGCAUUUCGACCUAGCCAAAUUCGAGAGAAACAAUAACCAGAGCUGCGGUCGUGCCUUCCACGACAUCCAGACCUUCCACAGCCUAGUGCCCGGUCUGGAGACCUAGAAGGCAGCCUCGUGCCUCGAACACCACCCUCCUGUCGUCCUGUCCGGCCCGACGGAGAACCACGAGCACGACGAGGCGACCACGCGGGUAAAGGGUUUCGCGGCACGCGCGAGGAACCACGCCGAGGAUGAACCUGGACUCGGAGGGUGGUGACUGUCUCUCGAUCGUUAGACGUGUACGGUACCGAGGAUUCGAACGAGAAGCGCCCUCUGGGAUCGGCCAUAACCUCGAAACACUCCGGGGAUAUGGCGGCUGCGAAUCGAUCUUUCUAUCGCUAUUUUGGGGGGAUACGGGAUAGAAAAAUGAUGGGACUUUUUACACGGAUCCAGCGGGCACAGACUUCUCUAGAAUUCGACGAAAUGUUUUUUCGUCGUUCGCGUACAGGCACCGGAUACCAAAUGUUUGGUACCGAGCGUUGUACGUGCGAAUAUCGGUACCAGAAUAUCCUGAACUAUGCAUACGUAUAUGUAAUUUGUAUAUAUUCGAGUACGUUUGUAAGAGCACGUUAACGAUAACAUUAGAUGAAUUUUGUAGUAGAAAUUUCACGGUGAUGUACGAAAGCAAAUCGGGGGGUCUGUUGCGACAAAACAGGAUCGGGCAGCUCCACUGUCGAGUAAUUUUAGAAAACCAAUCAAAAAUCAUGUACCGUCGGCUAAUAGUUGCUUUGAGAAACUUUUACACCGAGUUUGAAACCUAUACACCUUUUAUUUUUCUAACGAAUACAAUUUAAAUACAAUUUAAGCUCGCAUUUUCCAUCGAGAUAGGAAAAAGGUAGAAAACAUUCGCUAAAAUGAUUUAAAAUAAGAGAAAAUUUUAUUCCGAUCAUUACGUACGAUCAAAUACGAGUUUAUGAAAUUAUCUUCACGAGAAUUCCGAUUUUAGUUGAUUUUAAAACCAGUUCUUUACUUGCAUGGUUUAACGAGUCUCUAUAUUUUGCAAUUUUUAGUGGCAAUCGACUCUUGUAAGCUGGCUGAAGAUUGGUCGUUGCAAUCGAUGGUUCCUUUUUAAUAUUUAACGAUUUUUUAUUGGUACUCGUAAAGUUGCAAUUCUCGUUGCAUCGAAUCGUGCCUUUCGGAACCAAACGAGUUUCAUAACCUAACAAUCUGUUUUCCGUAAUUAAAUAUUUCUAAAAAAACAGCCAUAUUUAUUGCUCGGAGCUAACCUCUGUUCAUAUCGAACGAAAGAUUACAUUUUUUGUUGAUAAAAUAUAAGACGCGUAGAAGAAAAAUGUCUAAUAAGUGGAGCUGCCUCUUUCUUGCAGUAAAUCCUUCGAUCGUUGAACGCAAAAUAAAGCGAAUGGAGAACGGAUAAACACUGAAUGCAACGUACGCCUGUAUAAAUGCCUUCAGAGUAGCGCCGUGAAUCGAUGUAAAUGUUGGUGGUGUGCGAUGAAAUCGAAUGGAUUCACUGUGCCGCGCGAUAAUGCCACGAUGGGCCUUAAUUGUUGUGCACGUUCUUCGAUUUCUGUUCGGUAAUGUUACGUUUCGCGUUCCUCCUUCGUUCCGCCAAUAGCGAGGAGUUGUUGUUCGUAUGGUUUCUCUUGUUAUUAUUUCAAGACGAGCGACAAAUUACUAAUCGAUGUAAAGUCUUGUGAAAAAUUGCCGUUGUACAAGUUUCCGUAUUAUAGUCGGAUAAUAAUCAAACACAAAUUGGUCGCUGAAAGCCACUUUAUUAACUUUCGAGUUAAAUGCAUCGAUAACAAACGCCUUUGAGAUUUUUUAACAAAGGCUCGAACUGAAAAUCGUAACCACCGAAGCGACUUCCGAGUUGCCAAUUACUUUCGAUCCGACUAUAAUUAACGAAUAGUUUCUGGCCGAUCGUGACACGACUUCCGUGAAUCAUAUCACGUUCGAGAACGCGAUUUUUCAGAGCGAAAUCGACUGACUAAACAAUUGUUUGCCAGUCGGUCGCUUCCGCUGCUUAGUAUUUCCGUUCACGAAAGUAUUCUCAGUUUUAUAUUUCGAAUCGUCGUAAAUGUUUUACCGUUUCGACCGUGCGUGGGGAUAUUUCGUUGACUUCUCGUUUCGCGGCGAACAACGUUCGCGGUGAAUUUUUUUUGUAAAAUCUUUUGUUACGAUAAAAACGCAAUUGUGCAUAUGAUUUGUAUUCGAAAAUGUUCUUGUAUAUAAUGUAUUGUUUAAAAAGAUACAUAUAGAUGAUGUUCGAGCGGUAAUAAGGUGUAUCUUUAGCAUGGAUUCAGCAGACACUGUACGGUGCAAUACUUUUGUCCUUUCAGUUUCCCUGUUGGGGACGCGUGGUAGAUGCGGGGAUUGACAACGUUCUGAAAAUAACUACUUCGAACUGUUAUCUAUUGGCUCAUAUCGGAAUGGUUACAAAGAAUGUUAUUAUAACUGUUAUUGAGAAAACGAUUCUAAUGUAAUAUUAUCGUUUCUACUUAAAAGCAACAAUGUUUUUCCUACCAAGAGAUUAAAUAGAUGCAAAAUAUUAUUCUAACGAUUAAGAAAGAAAAUUGUCCACGAGAGAAAAGGAGCUUCAACGUGCAAUUGGAAACUGAAGUUGAAUAACUGUAACUCAAACCAUAACCUAAAUCGACGUUACAUCAGAACUGUUCUUACAACAGUUACAACGCUAAUUUCAAUUCUUCGUAACCGUUUCGAGAACCGAAAUCGAUAUUGUAACAGUUUUCAAUCCCUUGGUAGAAGCCGUGAAUCAACGCCAAGCAUGAAUCAACGUUGUUAUACAGUUACGUGAAAAAUGCUCGACGUCGAAUUCGCGGACCACACGGUCACUUUGCGUUGAUCCGUUCGCAAGAGUGCCGCGCUAUCCUUUUCCCCUAACUUAUCUCCCCCCACCCCCCACCCCACCCGUUCACAAAAGUGCUAAAAAGGAAUUGGAUAUUCGACGACGUAUUUGUCUUUCGCGGGCGACGCGGCUCGCCGUGGCCCUACUUUUUCUACGUUUCAUUCAAACGGAACGGUUUUUUUUGUACGUUUUGCAGGAUCGAUACUCCCAACCCUCCGCCAAAUUCUUUUUUUUUACACAGGAUAAUAACGCGCGUUAAUCCUUUCGACGCCCGGGAGUGAUUCCGAACGACGGAACGAAGCGCCCUCUGUACGAUUCGUCGCGUGACUGUAGCGCCCGAAGGGUUAACGCGCAUCUAUGUGUUGCAUAAUCAUUGAUAAUCGAAUCAUCGUAAACGUUUAUACAAACUUGUAAACCGGUCGAAGGAAAUAAUAGAAACGAAAACAGUGAAACGAUUAUUCGUUGAUCAAAAGCGUGGAAAUGAUGCAAAGAAAUCCAAUCUUCCUUUCGAUCGCUUGAACCGCAUUUCGGGAGAAAGUCAAGACCGAUACAGUCGGGAACGAUUACGUUGUUCUCGUUGGAAUGUGUUGACUCGAUCUCGUUGGUUCAACGCGUCACACUGUAAAUAGCUGCCUUAGCACCCUUAAAGUAAUCAGCUAUGUAUAAAGUUUCGUACGUUGUUUAGGUUUUUAGUACAUAGUUAUCCGAGAUCAGUUACCAAUUAUACGAACAAAUUGCAAAUAAACUGCAAAAAUAUAAUCUUUGCGUUGGCUCGAUCCUCUCUUAUAUCUCCUCACGUUGCACGGGAUUACCUCAAUAACGAGACGAGGGAAAUACAAAUUUUUGGUACUUUUUUUUAUUGAGUGUUGCGAAUAUAUACAAAGGAUGGCGAACUAAUAAUAACUAUUACAUUAAAACCAAAUAAACAAAGGUUAUUAUAAUGGUAUUAACGUGUGUUAAUAUUUAUUUAAAUAACAUAAUAUUCGUAACGAUGUGUGCCGAAUUUCCAAAAAGGAGUUUGUCACUGCGUACGCCAAAAGCGUCUCUUUGUCAUUUGUUUAUAUUUUUUUCUUUUUUUUUAAUUGCCUUCACGCUGCAUCGACAUUGCUUCGUAAUGUUAAAUUCUCGAGGGAAGAAAAAGUUAUGUUCAAGAUCGAAGUCGAUAUUUAAAGAAAUAAGUAAAACCGAGUUUACCUUUUUUGUUUAAGAGAUCGUGAUCGUACAUUUCCAUGAAUCGCGAAUCGAGAGACGCGUACAUUUCCCGUUUUACGGCACACAACGGGUGUGAUGCAAGUAUUAAAAAGUGAAAAAUUUCUAUCGUUUUUACAGCUCGCGUCCGUUUCCGUCUAGCCUGUAAAUUUGUGCGUUUAAAGAGUCGCGACUCUCAGCAAUUGUUCAUCGUACAACGAGCAGAGGACUAGGAUGAUCGUAUGGUGCGAUUACUGGUCUCACGGAGAUACAAAAUCGGGUAAAAAAUGUGAACACGUGUGUUUCUUUCCCUUCGUCGAUGGCGAACACAAGUAGGCAUCCGACGAGAACACUCGUUAUUUUGUUGAAUUCGCGAUCAUGAAAACAUCCGAAACGAUUUAACGUUCUCCAGACGACGACGAUUAUUCUCGUUCGGUACGAUCGAAUCUCGAACGUUCGUCGGGUAUGGAUACUCGACCGAACGCAGUGAAUUUUGAUGGACUAUUAAAAACACAUCCUUGAAGAAAGGUUACAGAACGGGUUGCGACUCGUGCACAACAGAGACAUCCGUACGAGUAUCGAUCGAUUCCGCGAGUACGAAGUUUUCUGAAGUUAGUCGAGAAACAGCAGCGAUGUUGUUCGCGGAGUCUGUGCCUAACGCACCGCUCGAAAACCAAAGGAAACUCAUAACACUUCACGGUACCUAAAAUCUAACGCGCGAUAGUUUCUUUCGUUCCUCCCGUUAUUAUUGCUUCUUUGUUUUCAGUUCUCAUUGCUAACAGCGACCUCUCGGCUCUCGAUCCGCGUAAUAAAAUAUUUUUCCCUAAGUGAAACCGAUCGGUCGAUCAGCUGUUGGUCGCUUCUCGACCUGUUUACACGCUCGCCCAUCGUCGUCCAGCUUAAAAAAUAUUUCUUCGCAGCAGGCAACAUCGAAUGAUUUCUUUUUACUUCGUCCUUGAAUUUUCAAUCGAGGAACGAUAUUGUCAACGUCGUGAUAUCAAUAAGGCUCGCGCGCGGAAUUAUCCGUUUCAUAACCUAAUUUCGAUCGAGAUAGUAGUAACACAGACGAGCUAACAAAUCGUUUUUAGGUUAGGACACAUAGCGCGAUAAGAAUUUCAUACCAUUCGUCAAUGUGGGCGUUUUGUUCUUGAGAAAUUUUACUUUAAAGUUUUAUUAUAAAUACAGGCGAUGUGGAAAGUAUGUUUCCCAUAUUUUUAUGAUAUGUACCAUCCCGAUAGUUGUAUGGAAUUCUUCAAGAAGCUCUUCCUUAAAAAAAUAUUUAAGUAAUAUUGUAAUUACUGUGUUUACGCCUAACACUGCCUAUAUUUAUGAUAGAACUUUAAAGUGAAAUUUUGCUUUCUACUUGGAAAGUUAUUUUAUUCGAAUUGUAAUUUUAAGAAAUCAGCAGUUUAACCAUAAUACGAAACACCCGGUACAUUAGCUGAAUGAACGGCCUUUAAGGCAGGGGCAGAAUAUUAUCUGCAAAUUAAUCGAACGAUCCGUUGAUAUUUACAUAGAAAUGUCUGGGACAACGAUCGAAUUUAUUAAUCGCUCGUUCGAUCUCCAGGCCUCGAUUCUGUUUCUCGCGAGCCCCGCCAGAGGCAUAUGUAGUUACGACUACUGUCAGUAGAAACACCACUGUACGUUUCAGACAUACUUAUUCUUGGAGCCGCUAACGGUUCUCCGGCCAUUUGUGAUCGUAUGGAUUUACUACUAGCGUAUUCACACCACAUAGACAAAGUCGGGCAAACUUUACUCGUGAAUAACGAAUAAAAUUUUUAGAUUUAUUCGUAAAUUGGCGUCUUCGUUCGCCUGGAUAACGAUUCAAAAAAUCCAUUCGAUACUAUAUUUUCGAACAUUCUAACAACGAAUAUGAAAUGAAGAGCCGUUUGUCCGUUGCUCAAUUGGAAUUGAAAUAUUUAUUGAAAUAUCAGACUGAAGUAUGUCUCGACGAGCAAACGGAGACGUAAUUUAUUCGAUCGAAUAAAAUUUUGCCGAUUUCUGGCAACGGGAGGUUAGAACAGAGAUCAGAAUCGAACCCGUUAGUCACGACUAUUUUUAACCAUCGAGGAUUCGAAUAAGAAAAAAUUCGUCAGUACGCGUGUUCGUUCGGUCCAAAAGAAAUCAUUCGACGAUUCCUGCUCCCCAUUUGACUACAAUAAUUACACGUGUUUUUUUUUCUUUUGAUCACAAAAAUAGAAUUCUUAAAACUUAAACUCAGUUCACUCACUCUCUCUCUCUCUCUCUUCGUCUCGCGUGCGUUCCCCCACUCUUUGUCCUCUAUUUUCUCACUUCCUUCGUGCACGAAGAUCCAUUACGCACACACGCGAGCGACCAUUUGUCGAGUAGUAUGCAGCAGUUGGCGUUUCGCAAAACAUUUAUUACGUUCAAACGUUCGUUUAAUUUCGUUAGGUUAUAAUUUGAAAAAUUACGUCAACGUUUAAACGAUUCUCGCAGGGACUUGUACCGGUAUUAUAUCGAUCGUAUUGUCAUAACUCGUAUAGAAACCGAAAUAUUGAGAUGCUGUUUCGUGAAAAUUUUCAACAUUUGUUUUAAAUAGAGCCUCGCGUACUGAAAUCGAUAUAAUACCAAAAUCGCUAAGACCCUUUUCACAAAAGAACCGAGCAAAAUUGUAUACAAAUAACGGGUGACGAAUAAGAACACAGUACAGUGAUUUGAUCGCGAUGAAUCGUUAGACUCGACGAGAAAUAUAAUUUUAUUCUAUGAUUCGAAUUCUAAUUUUCGUUAAACGAGCAACGGGUAAAAAGUUUGUAUAUCGUAUUUUAUUUGUUGUUCGAUGUUUGUAUUUCGGUAAAAAUUUUUUGCACGUUUCCGUCGUCCAACGACCACUCGAUUCCCAUCGUUUCGAUAAAUAUCUUUACAAUUUUAACAAUUCAUUAGCCUUGUGAUCGAAGCGAUUGAGUUUCUAAACGAAAAAGAAAAAAAAAAAAUGAUUCGACGAGUCCAAUUUCUGGGGGGGGCGAAAAAUGUAUAUUUUAACGCAAAACUGUAAUCGAUACACAGAAUCUUACAAUAAUCGAAUACGCAUCGGUUAAAUGUUUAGUUGUUACGUUAAAGGGCAAAAAUAAAAGAGCAAAAAAAAAAAAAAUUGUGAACGGGG
Molecule: messenger RNA, 9689 nt
Organism: Colletes gigas
Lineage: Eukaryota; Metazoa; Arthropoda; Insecta; Hymenoptera; Colletidae
Exons: 3
Coding region: 1709-2617 (302 amino acids)
Cellular component (GO): nucleus
Molecular function (GO): transcription regulator activity
Source: RefSeq, a predicted model, not a curated record